Messenger RNA from Papilio polytes (common Mormon), 3187 nucleotides. RefSeq lists its product as uncharacterized. The record is from RefSeq and is a predicted model, not a curated record. Lineage: Eukaryota; Metazoa; Arthropoda; Insecta; Lepidoptera; Papilionidae. The coding region runs from base 307 to 1980 and encodes 557 amino acids. The transcript is spliced from 6 exons.
CAACCGUGAACAAACAUUGACCAAGCACGCACUGCGCUCCGACGGCUCGCCGCAACAUUCUUAGCGUAAAAGUUAACGUGAAUGGUUUACUCUAUGUAAUUUGCGAUUCGAGUUGAUAUUUCUAGGAUUUUCUAUCGAAUAAUAUAGUGCGAACGAACUAUUGACAUAUAACGAAACUAUAAAACCUCUGUGCACGAUGAGUGCUGCUGAAUCGAAAAAUGUGUUACCAAUGAAAAUGAUGCAAGUUGAAAAAUUCACACAGCGCGCAAUUAUUACACGCAACGUCAAUGUUCAUUAAAGAAGAAAAUGAGUCGAAAUUCAGGACGUAGAAUUCUCGAGUUUCACGAUGACCACUGUUGCACGGGAAAUGUCAUCGGCAAUUUCCGACGCUCUUCCUCACUGCGACUGCGCGGCGAGAAAAUGGUGCAGCGGUCACCAUUAUCUACAAGAAAAUUAAUACCAAUAAUCACGGAAAAUUCACACCACAAGACACGAAGCGAUGGCUCUCGACUACCAGAGCCAAGCCAUCGCCCUCGGAGCCAUUCAUUUAAUUCAAAUAAUCAGGGCAAACCCAGAAAAUCUUGCCUUAAACCACAAGAUCCUUGCUUAGAUAGAAAUCUGAGUAUGACCGAUUCAGCUCAUACACCACCAGGUUCCCCAGAAGAUUUGCCCGAUGAUGAAUCUCUGCAUAGUUAUGGCAGUGCCGCCACUGCUGCCUCGGUUGAUGCAGGCUAUGCCCCAUUUAAUGGAACCACAUUCAGCGGUAGAUCUAUGCGAUAUGUCCUACAUUGCUCAUCUCAUGCAGGACUGGCAGGUGAUGAAUAUCUUACACCAACACAAAGAGCACAGAAACAAAUCCGUCGGUUAAAAGCCUUACUUUGUCAAGCUAAGAAGGAUUUGGAAAAAAAGGAUAGUGAAAUAUUCCAUCUGACUAAAGAAGUAGUAGAACUACGAUUGUACAAAGCAUCAAUAUGUUCCCCUGAUGAAAAAUCAAACUCUAGUGAAAUGGUGACAAUUAGGGAAAAUGCUGGUGAAGCCUCAAUUGAGGAGAGUAUCAAAUGCAAAGAGUCCUGCAGGCAGUAUGAUGUAACCGACAGCCCUCUGUUCAAGGAUCAGACACCCACAAGAUGUCGCAAUGAUAUGCAAGGUUCUUUCACUGACUCUGGACAUUUUGAAGACUUGACAAACUCAUCACUUCACUCCAAGGAGUCUGUUUUGCUUACACAUGAUGCAUCUUGCAUGACCGAAGUGAAUAACAGUGAAGAGGAACGCCGCAUCCUAAUUUCUCAUUAUGAAAGUAAGAUUGAAACAAUGAUGAGAUCUCAUGUAGGGGACACACAGGAACUCAAAAAAGCCCAUAAUGAUAAAGUUGAAGCAUUAUUGCAGAAGUUGGCAGAUGUUAAUACUCGCUACUCAGAAUUACUGCCUAAUUAUGAGCAAGCUAAAGAGAGAAUUCAUACAUUGGAGAAACAAUUGGAGGAUGCCAGCAAACAACUAGAAGAUGAAGAAGGCAGGCACCGCGCUAUGUAUCUGCAGAUGUACAACAAAGGAGUUGAGGCUGCUAAAUUUGAAACAGAGAAAGAAAGCGAAACUGAUGUAGCACAAGGCCAGCUAAACCGAGUAUCAGUAGAAGAAUUACUGACGCAAUUACAAAUUACACAGACUGAGCUCGAAAAUGUCCGAGAUACGGCAUUCACAACGGACCGCUCGACAAAGUCACAAGCACUUCUAAGUGCAAAGGAGGCUGUUUCUUUAUGGGUCCUAGGAGCUCGCAAGGCAAUGUACCGCCGUAUCGUGGAGUCGCAGAAAGGCAAUAAGUCCAAUGUAGACCCCGAGGUAACACUACAGUUCCUGAAGUCCGCUAUAUAUUAUUUUCUCACCGACCCAGAGAAUCAUCAAGGUCAUCUCAAUGCCAUCGAAAAUAUUCUCGGCUUCACCGAAGCGGAAAAAAAGAAUAUUCGCAAAGCCAGAGCUACAUAAGUUGAUUCGGUGAACUGCUGUGAAAGUGUGAUAAUUAUUUCUCCAUAAGUAGGGUACAUUUUUAUUUGCUACUUAGAAGUAUUAUUUAGCAUGUCUUAAGAGACAAUACAUAAUGUCAUAAUAAUGUUUAUUGAGAGCACUUCAUUUAUUUAAGUUAGAAGAUAUAUUAUUUUAUAGCAUGUAAUGCACAUGAACAUUUUAGCAAAGAUUAUAAAAUAUAUAAUCUUUUAGUCUAAAUUUCUUGAUACGAAUUAUAAUACACAUUUUUGUGAUUUUAUUUUCUUGUAGUUUGUAAGCGCCAAAGAUACAUUCCUGAAAUUUAAAUUGUGCAAUUUUGACUUUAUUUUUAGGUUCCAAGAGUACAUUUUACUAUAAAUUACGUUUAUUUGACAGUAUUUUUAAGCGUUAUUCCUCUUGUUUGUUCCUUUAUUUUAUAGUUUUAUUCUUAUUUUGUUGAUUUCACAAUGCAUGUCAUCACUAUUUAUUAAGCCAAAAUAUGACAAUAUCGCAUAAUUUAAACUGUUAUAAACAUUGUAAAAUGUUGAUACACUAUAACAUUGAAGAUUGAUUUCGAAUAACACAAUACGAUCUCUAUGCUUUCAUAUGUUAAUUUUUAAAUAAGUAAUAAUUACUUAGGUUUUUUGUUAUUCUGAUUUGUCUUCAUAAGUUAUUAGUUAAUUAAAUAAAACAUAUUAAAAAGCUACUUAAAUCUUGCCACGUACGCUGUCUGUGAUUAGUGCUUGUGAUCUAUUUAUAUCAAUAAAUUAAAGCCAUAAUAACUUUUUAUACUCUUUUUGAUUUGAAAUUCAAAGAAAAUUAUGUUGUAUUGAUUAAAAAUACCAUCAAAUAUUGAUCAAAAUACCCACUUAAUUACUUUAAAAUGAUUUUAUUAUAGGAAUGAUCGAUGAUUUAUUACUAAUUUUCUAUGCAUGUCAAAUGAAAGAGAUUUAAGACCUUGUAGAGGCUAAAGUAUAAUAUUUAUCUAAGUUCCUUUACUUUGCAUUAUCUUGCCUGCUCUAACAUAAUAGCAAUUUAAAUAAUAGAGUAGUAAAUAUAAGUAUCGGAAUUAAGUAUUAUCUAGGAAAUCUAGUACCUAAGUUAAUUAGGUAUUUUGUUUUUCUGCUCUUUGUCGUUUGACAGUCGCUGGUCGGAUUUGUUUUUGUGACCCUACUUUUACCUUUGUUUUUAAUAAACGAGGAAUGAUUAA